AUGACGGAAGCGAACUUGAUCGGAGAAAUACCUGCCAAUUUAUCCGGCAUGGCGGCAUUGGAGCUGCUGGAUUUGUCCGUUAAUAGCCUCAACGGAUCAAUACCCAGUGAUUUGUUCUUGUUAAAGAACUUAACCGAAGUUUAUCUCUACGGAAACAAUCUAACAGGGGGAAUUCCGGACUCGAUUGAAGCAUUGAACAUGGAGAUCAUCGACCUCUCUGCAAACAAGUUGACCGGCAAAAUACCCGACGGCUUUGGGAAUCUAACGCACUUAACAAAUUUGACUCUCAUGUUUAAUCAGUUAUCCGGUGAAAUUCCGGUGGGUGUCGGUCGCUUGCCUAGCCUGAGAGAUGUUCGAAUUUUCACUAAUAAUUUCUCCGGUCCAUUGCCACCGGAUUUUGGAAGAUACUCUGAACUGCAAAUAUUCGAGGUUUCCCAGAAUCAGUUCAGUGGAAACAUACCGGAGAAUCUGUGCUACAAUAGGAGUCUCAUAGGCUUGAUCGUUUUCAAUAACAAUCUUUCCGGCACGAUACCAAAAUCGCUUGAAACUUGUAGAACAUUGAAGAGUUUUCAGGCUCAAGGGAACCAAUUUUCCGGAGCAAUCCCGGAUGGAGUGUGGAAGAUUCCGAGCUUGAAAACAAUGAUGAUGAGUGACAAUUCAUUUUCCGGCGAGCUGCCACAGGAGUUGGGGCCAAAAUUAUCAACCCUCGAGAUCAGUAACAACAGGUUUUCCGGUCAAAUUCCCACCAAAUUAUCUUCUUGGACAAGUCUGGUAGUUUUCAGAGCAAGCCAUAAUCUAUUCGAUGGUGCGAUUCCUCAAAAUUUAACUGCACUUGCAAAUUUAGCUACUUUGUUGCUGGACGGAAACCAGCUCACCGGCAGCCUUCCGGCAACUAUAGUCUCCUGGGAUUCACUCACAACUUUAAAUCUUAGUGGGAACCAACUCACCGGUCAGAUUCCGGCUGGUUUGGGAUUCUUAGCAGUUCUAACGGCAUUAGACUUGUCAAACAACCACCUGUCGGGGCAAAUCCCAAGUCAACUCGGCCGUCUAAGGCUCGUUUCCCUCGAUCUUUCGGCCAAUCGUCUCACCGGAAUCAUUCCCGGUCAGCUUGAUAACGCCGCCUUCGAUAAAAGUUUCUUGAAAAAUCCAGGUCUUUGUUCAAAUAAUCCAUCCCUGGGCCUUAGUUCUUGCGGUUCUCGAUCCGAAAACGGACGAUCUACCAAGAUUUCCUCCAAGUUUGUGGCGAUCAUCGCAGCUAUAGCGGUAAUUUUGUUGAUCCUGGCGCUACUUUCGACCGGAUAUGUCGUCGCUCUUUAUCGGAGGAAAAAGAACCGCCUCGAUUCGAAAUGGAAAUUCACUUCUUUCCAGAAAUUAACUUUCACAGAAUCCACGAUUUUGCCUCGUUUGACCGACAACAACGUGAUCGGGGAAGGUGGUUCAGGGAAGGUGUACCGGGUUCCGGUAAACCGAUCAGGCGAUUUCGUGGCGGUUAAGAAGAUUUCAAAUGCAAAAGAUUUAGAUCAAAGGCUCGAGAAACAGUUCUUAGCAGAAGUCGAGAUUCUAAGCACGAUUCGCCACUCAAACAUAGUGAAAUUGAUGGGUUGCAUUUCAUGUGAUAACUCGAAGCUCCUUGUGUACGAGUACUUGGAGAACCGGAGUCUGGACCGAUGGCUGCACCGAAAGCAGGCUCCGUCAAACCGUGGGCUAAAUGGUUCCGUGCGUCAUGUGGUGCUCGAUUGGCCUAAAAGGUUGCGGAUCGCAAUUGGGGCUGCUCGAGGUUUGUGUUAUAUGCACCACGAUUGUUCUCAAGUAGUCGUUCACAGGGACGUGAAAUCAAGCAACGUGCUUUUAGAUGGCGAGUUCAAUGCUAAGAUUGCCGAUUUUGGGUUAGCCAAGAUCUUAGCCAAGGACACCGAGUUCAACGUGAUGUCCACCAUGGCCGGCUCAUGCGGAUACAUGGCACCAGAAUAUGCUUAUACGACGAAAGUGAACGAGAAGAUCGACGUGUAUAGCUUUGGAGUGAUCUUGUUAGAAUUGACAACGGGAAAGGAAGCGAGUGACGGAAGCGAGCAUUCAUCGCUAGCGGAAUGGGCUUGGCAACAUACGCUAGGGGGUGCACCCAUGGCCGAUGCGCUAGACAACGACGUUAACGAGCCGGUUUAUUUGAAUGAGAUAACCGGUGUGUUCAAACUUGGGCUGUGGUGCACCAGCAAAUUGGCAAGCAACAGACCCUCGAUGAAGGAAGUGUGCCAAAUGCUGCAACGUUACAGUCCGGCAGCGGUGGGCAGGAUGGAAAAGAAUGGCGGUGAUGCAGUCGAUCAUCUUCCUCUCCUGAAGCUGGAAAACGUCUGAAUAGAAGUAGAAGUGCGUUUUUAUGUAAUACGAGAAACAAAUUUGAUACGUUUUAUAAUACACACGAUACGGUUUUGUAAA
Molecule: messenger RNA, 2433 nt
Organism: Cynara cardunculus var. scolymus (artichoke)
Lineage: Eukaryota; Viridiplantae; Streptophyta; Magnoliopsida; Asterales; Asteraceae
Product: receptor-like protein kinase 5
Exons: 2
Coding region: 1-2352 (783 amino acids)
Biological process (GO): hormone-mediated signaling pathway; protein phosphorylation
Cellular component (GO): plasma membrane
Molecular function (GO): ATP binding; protein binding; protein kinase activity
Source: RefSeq, a predicted model, not a curated record